AUGCCAUGGCCUGGAUUCGGCUACAAUGGGACAGGGGCUGGAGCCCAACCAUUUCAAGGUUUCUUCAAUAGAAGCUCCUCUGGUCCUCCUAUCCCACUCAACGCCGCAAAGGCCCUGUUGUUACAGGCCGACCUGGUGACCAAGACUCCCAAACGCGUCGAAGCCCAAGGGAGCUCCCCAGAUGGCUUUGCUGUUUUAGCAGGUCGCUCGGCGGAUAACAAGACGGUACAGGUCUUGUUGAAUAACUACAAGUUCGACUAUGACAUUGCGCUCGAGAUCACGCCCCAGAUAGUACCUAGCUUGAACACGUCUACGACAGCAUAUCCACUUCUUCAAGACAAUGGGCUUAUGAAUGGCGAGUCGGCAUGCUUUGUAACUGGCGCUUGCUUGACGUUUCCUCAACCCACCUGGAGGAACAACACCAGUCAGUCGUAUCACCUGAAGCUUGUUAAUUUGCCCUGGAAAAAGACGGAUAGCUACAAACUUGAAGUGCGAAGGGUAGCAGACGCGGACGCCGAGGAUGUCUAUCUGGCAAAGCAAGGCAGGGGUAAUGUUAUUGCCGCAAUCCAUCUCGAUUCCAUUUCGCUCCCUGUCAACGCUGCUAUCACUGCUCUGCUCCCCAUCAUGCAAUUCGGAAAGUCACUUGGAGCGGCAUGCGGUUCGUUCGCCAUCACCAAUAUCGACGACAUGUUUGUCCUGGUCACCUUCUUUGCGGAGGCGUCCGCCAGCAGAACCGUGACUCCCCUCAAGAUUACUGCCGGUCAGUACCUCGGGUUCACAGUCAUCAUCAUCAUCAGCAUGAUUGGUUUCGGUGCCUCGCUCUUGAUCCCCGCUGAGCCCAUUGGAUUCCUCGGUCUACUGCCCAUUCUCCUGGGCAUUUGGAAGUUCUUCGACCUUCUUUUCCCGGAGGAGGAAGACGAAGAAGAAUCGGAGAAAUCAAAGAUUGCCGGGGUGAAGAGCAUACUCAAAGUCUCAGCCAUCACAGUGAUGAAUGGGGGCGACAACAUCGGAACAUAUAUACCGCUGUUCGCGCAAGCAAAGGGAGCAGAGAUCGCGGUAUAUAUUGUCACUUAUUACAUCCUAGUCGGCGUGUGGUGUCUCGUCGCGUUCCUGGUCAUGAAGCAGAAGCAUAUUCUGCUCGUGGCUGAGAGAUAUGCGAGUGUGGUGGUCCCUUUUCUCUACCUGGGCCUCGGCGUGUACAUCGUCGUCAAGUCGUCGUGCUACCCGUGGUCGAUCCAACACAUUGACGAUUCAACCUCUGCACACCCGGGCAAAACUAUCAUGGCUGUUGUGACUACGGUUCUCCUUUUGAUAUGCAUUGGCGCUAUGCUCUGGUGCAAGCUGCGGAAGAAAGCUGCUCAACCUCCUGACUCCAACACCUCUCAAGAAGACAGUCCUUCUCCUAUUGCGGAAGGUGAGCUUGAGGGCUCACAUACCCCCACCUAA
This is a messenger RNA of Aspergillus thermomutatus, 1446 nucleotides long. RefSeq lists its product as uncharacterized. The record is from RefSeq and is a predicted model, not a curated record. Bases 1 to 1446 code for a protein of 481 amino acids. Lineage: Eukaryota; Fungi; Ascomycota; Eurotiomycetes; Eurotiales; Aspergillaceae. The transcript is spliced from 5 exons.